Messenger RNA from Talaromyces marneffei, 2991 nucleotides. RefSeq lists its product as uncharacterized. Lineage: Eukaryota; Fungi; Ascomycota; Eurotiomycetes; Eurotiales; Trichocomaceae. The transcript has a single exon. The coding region runs from base 1 to 2991 and encodes 996 amino acids. Gene Ontology annotation, molecular function: transcription cis-regulatory region binding. The record is from RefSeq and is a predicted model, not a curated record. Gene Ontology annotation, biological process: regulation of transcription by RNA polymerase II. Gene Ontology annotation, cellular component: SWI/SNF complex; nucleus.
AUGAAUGCGUGGCUAACGGACGCCUCUAAUAUCCCCAACCAUGACAAUGGGACAUUUAAUGGGACCAUCGAUCCAUCCAUGGCUUUCCUCCAGCCAUCGCAGGCUCCCCAAGACCCUGCUCAAUUCCAGCGCAUGUUUCAGAACGGAGUCCCUCGCAACGUCUCCCCCGGUUUUCACAAUCCUAACCAGGUGAUACCGUCAAAACGGCCGAGACCUGAGGAUGGCAUAUCUAUGUCUCCAAGACAAGCGCCAGGCGGACUGCCAGUGUCGCGUUCUCAAACACCUCAGGUUCCCUAUCCAGGUUACCAAGGGCCGACAAAUGGAAACCCUCAGUUUGCGCACCCGACCGCCUAUCAGCAUCUCCAGCAGCCACAACAACGAGGCCCACUAAACGCAUCACAAUCUCCUAGUCUGCAAGAAUUCGAUCAACACGGUGUUCAAAAAAUGCAGACGUCGUCUCCUAGUCCUUUCUCUCCCGCAGGUCCUGUAACAAAUCAAAUUUCUCCGCCUCAGUCUGACCACGGAAGCCGAGUCAACACGCCACAAAAUAACACUUUCAUACAGGGACAGACUUUCCCUCAAGGAAUAGCCCCUCAAUUUACACAACAAGCGACUAUGACAUCGGGCGCAAACCCAGCUUCCAUGCAAGCGCAACUUGCCAAUAUGCCGCAGGGCUUUUCGCCGCAGGCUAUGGCUGCGCAGCAGCAGCGGCUAUAUCAGAUGCAAUUACAGAAUCAAGCGCGCCAGAUGCAAGUUAAUAACCCUGCUAUGGUAGGCCGCCCGACCAAUGCAAUGAACCCUAUGGUAAACCCUCAAAUGGCUGCCUUGCGUCAGAUGCAGCACAAUAUGGCCCAGCCAAACAUUGCCAAAGCAAAUAGCCCGGAAAUAUUCUUAAAGACUCUGCAAAAGUUUAUGAUGACUCGCAACCAGCCUCUGGAUCUCAAUCCCGUUGUAAGCGGACGACCUAUCCAUCUGAUGCAAUUGUAUGCCACUGUGAUGAAAAUGGGCGGUUCCAAAAAGAUAUCGACGACCAACAUGUGGCCGGCAAUUGCUCAGGCUUUGCAGUUCCCUCACCAACAAUAUCCAAAUGCUGCUCUCGAGAUUCGCGACAUCUAUGCCAAAAAUCUAGCCGCCUAUGAACACGCUAUCAUUAUGAGUAGCCAUCAACAUAAGCAAAUGGACAGUAUGCCACAGCGACAGUCUGCCGACCCAAACUCAAUGCAGUUCCAGCAAUCUCCUGUCAAAGCACUUCCAGAAUUUGAAGCCCAGGGUUCUCAGCAAUUCACCCCGUCGCCUCAGGUUACAGCGGCCAUGUCAAACAGUAUGCCGGCAGGUUCAACAAAUGGCCUUGGAACCCCCCAGCAACCUCGACAGGCUAAGCAACAACCACAUCCACAACAACCCCAGCCACCGCACGGCCAAUCCAACCAACGAGCGGGAGUUCACCGACAAGCGCAGAUACCGGCUUCCCCCGCUGACCCAUCUUUGCAAUCACAAGUUGCACCACCACCUCCUGGGGUCUCAGCCAAAUCGGUUGCUCCUACGGGUAAGCCCACACCGGGACAAGAAUCGGCCCCUACCAAGGCCAUCAAACAUCACAUCGAUAAGACUUUCAAAGCAGCUGUUCUUCCGGACAAUCACAGGCAUGGACCUGUGGUUGUAGAUGAGAUCUACCAGCUCGGCGAAGAAAUCACGAGGUUAAAACCGAACGUACCUUCGUUUCCCGAGCUAGGAGUGAUUGAUAUUCAUGCUCUAAUCAUGAGCAUAAAGUCUGGUAUACACGCUGAAGUACGGGUAGCUUUGGAUACAUUGAUGACCUUAUCUUCCGAAGCGUCGGUUCUCUCUUUGGAUAACUGCGAUGAUCUUGUGGAAACUUUAGUCGAUUGUGCAGAAGAACAGCUCGAUCUGCUCGCGGAGAAUGCAGCUGAGGUCUCGGAUGAAAUGCUGUUGCCGUCUUACGAAGAGGUGGUUCGCGGCUGCCACGUAGAGAUGGCAUCACUUCUGGACGUCCCGGAAUUUGGCAGUUUGGGUUACGACCUUGAUCGGGCCGCUGAUAGAGUGCUUUGUAUCACUGCGCUACUCAGAAAUUUCUCAUUCUCGGAAUCUAACUUCAAUAUACUGGGAAGCGCGCCAGUUAUCACGAUGUUCUCUACAAUCAUCCGAUAUCUAGGCACCCGCAACAUGCUAUUACGUACCAACCAAAAUAUCUUGGACUUUAUGAAAGAUACCGUCACAUAUCUGAGUAACAUCGCUCAAAGUGUUCUGUUGCCGGGCAAAGAAGAGGCGUUCUGCUUGCUUCAUUUUGUCCUAUCUUUUGCGCCAUUGCCGACUCCUGUGCUCGGCCCUGAUGGUGUCACAUUCACUCAAUACUCGCCCUCCAUACAUAAAUAUACACCAGCAGCAAUUGAUGGUUUGGCCAAGCUUCUUGCUCGCGAUGAGCCGAAUCGCAUGUAUUUCAAAGCGAUUUUCCAGGAGUCUCAAUGUUCUCCUCAAAAUGAAUUGCUCACUCGUGCAUUUGGUAUGGCUAUAUGUCCUGUACCUGAUCAACCACGGAAACCUUUGUCAUUUGCAGAUGCUCGGAAAGUCUUUCUCAUGCAAGGGCUAUUAGCUGCCGAGAUUCUCACGGGUCUGGCUGAUGGCAUAACUGCGCGAACCUGGCUUCAGUCAACGGACCGAUUUGCUGUUCAUCUAUUACGACUAUGUUGUCUGCUUAGUACAGAUCGCCUUGCUAUGCAAUCAAAUCCUCGUCAUCCUCAGGCACGGAACCAACCAGACCCUGAACAUCAUGCUUAUGUAUCUAUCAUCAACCGAGGCUUGAGCAUUCUUCGAAAGCUAGCCGAAAAGUCUAAGCAGGAAGACUCUAUAUCCGGACGACCUUUCCCACUUGGCGUGUUGCCCAAACGAGAAAGUCUUUUGGGCGCAUUAUUGACACCAAAUCUGGAGCCAAGCGUUGUGAAACAGUUGAUUGCAUAUGCGGGAUUGGGGGAGUAA